This is a messenger RNA of Erigeron canadensis, 724 nucleotides long. RefSeq names its product germin-like protein subfamily 1 member 7. The record is from RefSeq and is a predicted model, not a curated record. The transcript is spliced from 2 exons. Gene Ontology annotation, cellular component: cell wall. The coding region runs from base 32 to 679 and encodes 215 amino acids. NCBI's taxonomy places the organism in Eukaryota, Viridiplantae, Streptophyta, Magnoliopsida, Asterales, Asteraceae. Gene Ontology annotation, molecular function: manganese ion binding.
UGAAGAACAAGUUUUCGGUUCCUGAUCACUAAUGGCGUCUCAUUUGCUUCUAUUCGGACUCUUGAUGGCAACUUGUUCGCUCAUUUUGGCUUCGGACCCUAGUCCUCUCCAGGACUUCUGUGUAGCGGAUCCAAAUAGCAAAGUUUUCGUGAAUGGCGUGGUUUGCAAAGAUCCUAAACUUGUGAAAGCGGAUGAUUUUCUUUUUAGAGGGCUCAACGUUAUGGGAAAUACAUAUAAUGAUGUUGGGUCUAACGUGACUCUCGUGAACGUAGACAUGCUACCAGGGCUAAACACUUUAGGUAUUUCCUUGGCUCGAAUUGACUACGCACCAAAUGGUAUUAACGCUCCACACACGCAUCCUCGAGCCACUGAAAUCUUGACUGUAAUUGAAGGUAGUCUUCUAGUUGGGUUUGUGACUUCCAACCCUGAGAACAAUCUCUUCACAAAAGUACUUGAAGUGGGUGACGUUUUCGUGUUCCCAGAAGGUCUAAUUCACUUCCAAGCGAACGUUGGACAUGGCAAUGCUCUUGCUAUUGCUGGUUUGAGUAGUCAAAAUCCAGGGGCAAUUACUAUCGCAAAUGCUGUGUUUGGAUCAAAUCCUGAUAUUGAUGCCAAUAUUCUUGCCAAGGCCUUUCAAGUUGACGCCGAUGUCGUUACUAAAAUUCAGGCCAAGUUCUAGUUAAAACGUUUAAAUGAUCGUCUAAUAUUUGAUGUUAUCGAUCGA